AUGCCGCAUCUACUCGGAGUCGAAUGGGCGCCACUGAACAUUCCGUUGGAACGACGUCUUCAAACGGUCGGAGCUCUCCACUUCUUCUUCAUCACCCUCUUCACGCCGGUGCUCGUGCUCACUCUUCCCUUCUACAUUCUUACCACAAUCUGUUGGCCGCUGAUCUGUCUCUACGCGCUGUGGAUGUUCUACGACUGGAACUCUCCGAAGACUGGCGCCUACCGAAGUGAAUGGUUCCAGAGACAGCGCAUCCACUCGUGGUACGCCUCCUACUUUCCAGUCAAACUGCACACGACCGCCGAGCUGCCUUCGGAGCAAAACUAUCUUAUCGGUUAUCACCCGCACGGAAUCAUAUCGAUGGCCGCAUUCAUCAACUUUGCCACGAAUGGGACUGGAGUUCUCGACGUCCUUCCACGCAUUCGCUUCCAUCUGUGCACGCUCGUCGGUCAGUUCUGGACGCCGUGGAGACGUGAAUGGGGACUGCUCCACGGAAUGAUUGACUGCAGUCGCGAGAGCAUCAAGAACGUGCUGGAGCACGAGGAGAAGGGAAAAGCCGUCGUUCUCGUGGUCGGAGGGGCCGAGGAAGCGCUCGACGCACACCCCGGAUACCACAUUUUGACGCUCAAGAAGAGGAAAGGAUUCGUGAAGAUUGCUCUGCAGACGGGCGCCCAUCUUGUUCCGUGCUAUUCGUUCGGUGAAAAUGACAUUUUCAACCAGGCCGACAACCCGAAAGGUUCGACUAUUCGGCAGUUUCAAACGAUCAUGAAGACGAUCCUUGGCUUCUCGCCGCCCGCGUUCUACGGAAGAGGCGUUUUCAACUACACAUUCGGUCUCCUGCCAUUCAGGUAAUCAUAGUUUUUCGAUUUCAUUCAAAAUUUCUUGUUUUCAGGAAGCCUAUCAACACGGUGCUCGGAGCUCCGAUUCCAGUGACCAAGUCAGCCAGUCCGACUCAGGAAGAGAUCGACACUCUCCACGAAACGUACAUAAACCGGCUCCGUGAGCUGUUCGAAGAGCACAAGACGAAAUACGGUAUUCCGGAAAGCGCCCAACUUGCCAUCAACUAA
This is a messenger RNA of Caenorhabditis sp. 36 PRJEB53466, 1064 nucleotides long. NCBI's taxonomy places the organism in Eukaryota, Metazoa, Nematoda, Chromadorea, Rhabditida, Rhabditidae. The record is from the annotation of a GenBank genome assembly.